Messenger RNA from Bombina bombina (fire-bellied toad), 1086 nucleotides. RefSeq names its product nudix hydrolase 21 (gene NUDT21). The transcript has 7 exons. Gene Ontology annotation, cellular component: mRNA cleavage factor complex. The coding region runs from base 124 to 807 and encodes 227 amino acids. NCBI's taxonomy places the organism in Eukaryota, Metazoa, Chordata, Amphibia, Anura, Bombinatoridae. The record is from RefSeq and is a predicted model, not a curated record. Gene Ontology annotation, molecular function: mRNA binding.
GAUGUCAUACUGUUUCCGGAGAGCCAUUGUCCGUCUCGACGUUUUCUGAGAGUGAUACCGGGGAAAGACGGAGACCGCGUGACCGGACAUUUGCCAAGAAGCCCCGUGGUCCCCGGCCUUAGGAUGUCGGUGCUACCUCCGAACCGCUCCCAGACCGGGUGGCCCCGUGGGGUUAAUCAGUUCGGGAACAAAUACCUACAACAAGCCAAGCCGCUUACCCUGGAGAGGACUAUCAAUUUAUAUCCUCUUACAAAUUACACCUUUGGUACAAAAGAGCCCCUUUAUGAGAAGGACAGUUCGGUAGCUGCGCGGUUUCAACGCAUGCGGGAGGAGUUUGAGAAAAUUGGAAUGAGACGCACAGUGGAAGGUGUGCUGAUAGUACAUGAACACAGACUACCCCAUGUCCUUUUACUGCAGCUGGGCACUACCUUCUUUAAGUUGCCGGGUGGUGAACUCAAUCCUGGUGAGGAUGAAGUGGAAGGACUGAAACGCCUUAUGACUGAGAUUCUUGGCCGUCAGGAUGGAGUACAGCAGGACUGGGUCAUCGAUGACUGUAUUGGUAACUGGUGGAGACCAAAUUUUGAACCCCCACAGUAUCCAUACAUUCCUGCUCACAUUACAAAACCAAAAGAACACAAGAAGCUUUUUCUGGUGCAGCUGCAGGAAAAAGCGUUGUUUGCAGUCCCUAAAAACUACAAGCUUGUUGCAGCCCCUCUGUUUGAGCUAUAUGACAACUCGCCAGGUUAUGGGCCCAUCAUUUCAAGCCUUCCUCAACUACUCAGCAGAUUCAAUUUCAUUUACAACUGAACAGCGAUGAUCGAUCAGCAAGGGUGAUGUACGGAUGAAGCGGUCUCUGUGAGCACAGCUUAAUAUUGUGGGAAAUCAAGUCAACGAAUAUUUUUUUUGUUUUUUAACUUUCUGUAAUAUCCUCCACAUGUUGCUUUAUGAGAGGCAACGGUUCACAGCAAUGAGAUGUUAGUGUUUUUAUUAUUUUUUAUUGUGUUAUGUUGCAGAUGUCAGUCGAUUUUCUUAUAUUAAAAAGGAUUAUUUUAUCUGUUUUUGAUUGAAUAAAACUGGUAUGUCCUA